CUGUAAGGCACACACACACACACACACACAUGCCCACUCACAUUCAUGCAAGCGAGUGUGAAGCGCGUAUCACAGUCAUCAUUUAAUGACUUAACGCUGAUUUCUGUCCACGUUUCGGUUUUAAUGAGAAACAUUUGGACACAGAACGCUGGUGAAUUCGUGCUUUAAGCGGAAGCGCUCUGGUAGAAUGCAGAAAGAGCGCAGAUGUGGGAAGCUGUACGGCUCUGUGGAGCGAGCGGAGCCGCGUGAGGACGCGCGCAGAACAGAUGAAGACGGCAUUGUGUCCAUGGCGGACUCCACCAUUACUGUGGAUGACAUCGAGGGCGAGCUGUUUAAAAUCGAGAGGAUACGAGAUGUGCUGGUGCGGAGAGAGUCUGAGCUGAGAUACAUGAUGGAUGAUAUUCAGCUAUGUAAAGAGAUCACAAGGCUUAAAAAAGAGCUACAGAAAUUGGUAUCGAUCCCAGAUAAAGACAAGUCCAGUGAAGACCGGCAACGUGAGGAGGAGCUGUUGCAGCAAAUCCAUAAGCUGGUAGAGACUCGAGACUUUCUGGUGGAUGAUGUGGAGUUUGAGAGACUGAGGGAGCAAGAAGAGGACAAAGAGAUGGCCGAGUUCCUACGGGCAAAAUUUCCUGUGAGCGCUACUAAGAAAAGUUCCACUCAGAAAAGAAGAAUGACCUCUAGGGCCCAGCAGGUCUCCUCUCCAAAAGUGACCAAGGCUGGUCUUACCCUGCUUAAAGAAUGCUGCGGUUUUACUUGCUCUGUCAUGUAGUAAGAGUAAUUGAGUAUGAGAGUGACUACAAGAAUGAGAAAAGAAGUGUUAUUAAAAAGCCCAGUAAAAGUAUGGAAAGAAAAGAUCAUAUAUGUAGGCAAAAGGCUUUUUUUUCCCACAAAGGUAUAUUUUAUGAGGUACUGAGGACUUGUCUCAUUACUGAUGUGCAAAUUGUGGAAAUUAUUUUUGAAAUCAACAAUGAGAUAAAGAUUAUGCAAGUGAACUGAUUGUAAUUAUGCAGUAGUGUGUGUCUGUCUUUCAGCUGUUAAGAAGUGUAAGAAGGUAAAUUUAAACCCUUCGGUAAUCAGUAGUUUAAAUGAACAGUAUUUACUCUUGUCUGUCUUUGUGAAAAUGAAGAAAAAAAGGCAGCUAUAUGAGUUGCAUCAGCUAUUAACUUCACUAUAUUACUUUUGUCAGUGUGAGCCUGGUGUCCUUGCGAUGUUCUGCCACUGAAUACAGCUAUAUUUAACCUUAGCUUCAACCACUGACAUGUCCAUGUGCUUGAGAAACAGAGAGAGAGAGAGAGAGAGAGAGAAGAUGGGGGGUGUAAGGAUGAGUAACAAGAAAGAGAUUAUAUUACAAACUAGCCAAGCAGAAUCAAAAAGAAUGGAUGCAUGAACUAGACAUUGCUGAGAUCUAAGCAGAAUCAAGAAACACGGUUAAAAGGGACUUGAACAUAUUUGUGUGCUAUAAUGUGCUACGUGACUGAAGUUCAAUUUGAUCUGAAGCGUCACUAUGCUAAAAACUGGAGGUAAAGUAUUAAAUUUGCUGAAAAAACUAAUUAUUAGUUAGUUAAUAAACUAUGAGUUAUUUGACUCAAGAAGGCUGAAGAAUGUAUAUUUUGAAUAAAAUAUUCUGUACAGGCAUAAGAAAAUGCUGAAUUAAAUAUAUUAAAACCCUUGCUUAUGUAUUUCUACCUAUUUUCGUCACUUUUUUUAAGUGUAUCGUUCUCAAUUUCGGCUGCAACAUCUUUAACUUUGUUAAAUACUGAAUAUAAAGAGAGAGCUAGUGUUUGGUUUGUCUCAAGAGAAGAUUUGCCUGGCUUUACCUCAGCGAAUUGUAAAGUUUGAUGUUUUUGGUGGUCAUGUGUCACUAAAUGAAAUUUUUCAGUAAAGAAAAUGAACAUUC
Messenger RNA from Hemibagrus wyckioides, 1897 nucleotides. RefSeq lists its product as uncharacterized. The transcript is spliced from 6 exons. NCBI's taxonomy places the organism in Eukaryota, Metazoa, Chordata, Actinopteri, Siluriformes, Bagridae. The record is from RefSeq and is a predicted model, not a curated record. The coding region runs from base 188 to 769 and encodes 193 amino acids.